Messenger RNA from Chondrus crispus (carragheen), 649 nucleotides. RefSeq lists its product as hypothetical. Gene Ontology annotation, cellular component: BLOC-1 complex. The transcript is spliced from 5 exons. The record is from RefSeq and is a predicted model, not a curated record. Lineage: Eukaryota; Rhodophyta; Florideophyceae; Gigartinales; Gigartinaceae. The coding region runs from base 287 to 649 and encodes 120 amino acids. Gene Ontology annotation, biological process: endosomal transport.
CAAGAGCGGAAGCGAACAUGUCAUUGCAAAGCUUUUAAUCGCAGCUGCACCUUGGGAUAUGGCGAUUUCACCAGUACGUACCAACCUCAGGCAAGUGCGUCUCUGUAGACAAGUCUAGCGAGCCUGCUCAGUUGAUAUUUCAAUCGGAUCCCGCACCUCAUUCACAAGAGAAACGUAGCCUGCCGUAACAGGAAAAAAAGAACGAAUGCUACUCCGAAAAUCGCAGAAACCUCUCCCAACUUCACUGCCAUUGCGUGAAUUUCUGUUUUAGAUCAACUCGGGUAAAAUGCUGGCGGUCCACCUGAAAGAAGCUGAAAAGGCCAAACAGAAGCUUAGACCCCAGCUUUUGCAGGGAGAGCGAAAUGUGAUCAGGGCCGCUGAGAAAUACAGCGACAUCCUUCUGACCACGAUUAACGAAGACGUUUCAUGUGCAUACGUAGCGCAACGACAAAUUGAACUUGAGCUUCGUAACGUAGAGAGACUUCUUGUCGCCAAUGCAAAUCAGAACGCGCAGUGGAUGACACUGCUGGAUCGCCUCACUCGUGAGCUUAAAGAAUUGGGCGAUGUCAGCAACUGGCUUGAGCACCUGGAGGCUGCGGCAACAGAAAUAAACGAGAUCUCGAAAUCUCUGCAUGUUAGUCCUGUCUAA